CGAAACCGAAGCAUGGUUCCAUACCAACAGGACCUCAAUUAUCCUACUACUACUACUACUGGCUCUCGUCGACUCUUGUGGGGCUCAGCAUAAUGCCAGACGACACGAUCGCACCGAAAAAAGAAGGCUUUUUUAUUCAUUUAUUUCGAUAUACAAGCGGCAGAAGAGGAGCGUGUUUUUAAUUCAAUCGAUCAAUUGAUCCUAGUCUAGUCAGUUCUGGGGAGUUCUGGCCGCACAGGCAGCAACAGCAGCAUUCCGUUCGGUGGGAACACAUUUUGUGAUAGUAACGCAUUCUUUCUUUUCCCAAGUCCCCUUAUCUCGUCCCCUCAGAGCUGUUGUCAGCUCCGGAGCUCACUGUGGGCAUCUUGCAGCCUUUAUCCACGUGUGUUGAGCAGCGGAACAACCAAAAUGGAGGGCGUUUAGCUAUAGGGUAUAAGGAGGAGACAGAGAAUAGCGAUGGGACGCAUCUUUAGCAUCUUCGAAUCUCAAGGAAUCUUUGCAAUUUCUCACACUUAUGUACUUGCAUUUGAAUGUAAAAAUCAUUUUGUUUUUGUACCGUAAGCAUUGCGUCGUUUAGGUUUAAUGGCGCGUGGAAUUGUGUUUUGCUAAAUAAGUCGUCGUUUCGUAAGGGUUUGGUGAGUGGCGAAAAUAAAAAAAAAUGGUGGGUGUUGUCAUUAAGAUUGAUUUGGUUGAUUUCUGAAGGGUUAGAUUGAGAGUGUGAUUAAAAAAAGGAAGGAUUAUUGAAUGGGUAACACUCACACAGCCACGCGCUGCACGUGUAUUGAACAGCGAUACAGCGAACAAAGUAUAAAUAUAAAAACAUUUGCAAAAAAAGCGUACAUUUCAAAACAUUAUUUUCUAAAAUUCCCAAUACUUCAUCGAUCCUCAUCGAUUCCGUCAGACAAACAUUUUUCCAGAAAUAAUCGCUCCGUUCCCUUCAUUCUUCCCUCCUUCUUCCCGUUCGGUUUGCUGAUAAACCGAGCAAGCGCACCGGAGGGGGAUCCGAUCCGAAACGUCGCGAUCAGCGGCUCUCAGUCGCUAAUCAGCAGCCCUAGCGCUCACACAGUGCCGAGUGAUCUGUCUCGAACCCUUGGGGAGGACCGGACCGUGUCAAGGGGGGGCCCCUAAUCAGUGAGCUAAUCAAGUGAAAACCAAAAGCGGGCGAUCGAGGAACCGUUCUGUACCGUGCAGCGAUAAGAGGCCGUGUGUGUUUGGGUGUGUGGCAGAGAAAUGGUAUCACCUUUCGGCCGACGACGAUCGUCUUCUUGGCGAUCGAUCGUGCUGCCGGCUUUGCUGUUCGUUCUGCCAGCGUUGGUUGAAAAUGGCGAAAGCUGCAGCAAAACCCCGAUCGUGGACGGGCGAACGGUCAGCGGUGUGAAGCAGCCGGGCGACAAUGGUUACCGGUUGGCCAUCCGGGACGAGCCGACCGGGUACGAACCGGGCAAGAUCUACAACCUGUUCAUCGUUGGCUCGCGCACGCAUGCGAAGCUGCAGCAGUUCACGCACUUUACGCUGGUGGCGCACGCACGCAACGGCGCCAAGCAGUAUCUGGCCGGGCCGCGGCGCGUCGGCCGGUUUCAGCUGUUCAGCGACGCACUGACCAAGUUCCACGAUCAGUGCGUCAACACGGUAACGCAGGCGGACGAUUUCCCCAAGACGGAGGUGCAGGUGAUGUGGGUCGCACCGGCAGCCGGUUCCGGCUGCGUCAGCAUCUCCGCCAUGGUGUACGAAAGCGAGCAGCAGUGGUUCGCGGACGACGGAGCGCUCACCAAGGUGCUGUGUGAGCAUCAGCCCGUGCCGCGCCUACAGAAAGGUGAAUGUUGUGCCUGCGAUGAGGCGAAGUACAGCCUUACCUUCGAGGGCAUCUGGUCGAACGAGACGCAUCCGAAGGACUACCCGUUCGCCAUCUGGCUGACACACUUCUCGGACGUGAUUGGGGCGUCGCACGAUACGAACUUUUCCUUCUGGGGUGAAAACCACAUCGCCACCGACGGUUUCCGCAUGCUGGCCGAAUGGGGCUCGGUGCGUCUCCUCGAGACGGAGCUGCGGGCGAAGGGGGCACGCCUCCGCACGCUUAUUAAAGCGGCUGGUCUGUGGUAUCCGCGCGUGAACGCCAACACCACCUCCAACUUCCGGGUGGACCGGAAGCAUCACAAGAUAUCGCUCGCCUCCAUGUUCGGCCCGUCGCCCGAUUGGGUGGUGGGUGUGAGCGGACUCGACCUGUGCCGACCGGACUGCACCUGGACGGAGUCGCUGGACGUGGAUCUGUACCCGUGGGAUGCCGGUACGGACAGUGGCAUCAGCUACAUGUCGGCGAAUGCGGAAACGCAACCGCGGGAGCGUAUGCACCGCAUCACCACCCUUUACCCUGAGGACCCGCGGGCACCGUUCUAUAAUCCCCGGUCGGCGGAGAUGACACCGCUCGCUCGGCUUUAUCUGCGCCGGGAGCGGGUAAUGGCUCGCAGCUGCGACGAACAGUUCCUGCAGGCGCAGGUACUGGAGCUGGCGGAGAACACGGAGGAGGAAACGCGCCCCGAGUGUGCGACGACCGAGUACACCGACUGGACGCCUUGUUCGGUGACUUGCGGGAAGGGGAUUCGGAUGCGCACGCGUGAGUAUUUGCGGCCGGAUGUGGCGGCAGGGGCACGGUGCAACAGGCAGCUGAUCGGGAAGGAGAUGUGCGUUGCGGAGGUACCGGAGUGUGAGGAGGGAGUAGCGGGAGAGGAUGCCAGUGGGGAGGAUAUGGGCCAGUCGGCGGCGACGGUCGAUGAGGCAGGGGAAGGCGUCGGCGUGUGCCGUACGACGCGCUGGAGCGAGUGGUCGGAGUGUUCGGUCAGCUGCGGAAUCGGGGUGACGAUGCGGACGCGCACGUUCCUGGAAAACAUGGGCCGGAAGAAGUGUCCCCACAUCAGUGUUGUGGAAAAGCAGAAGUGCAUGCAGCCGGACUGCUCGAUCACCGACAUGGAAGCACCGGAUCCGCUCUGCCCCGUCACCGCCUGGAGCGACUGGAGUCCGUGCAGUGCGACGUGCGGCAAGGGCGUGCAGAUUCGCACUCGCCUGCUGCUACUGGCACCCGAGGAACAGGACCGCUGCCAGAACCGCAUCGAGCUGAACCAGCAGCGCCCCUGCACGGACAAGGCCGACUGUCUGUACGAUACGUUCACCGCGCAGGAGAUCUGUUCGCAAUCGCCGGAAGCGGGCCCGUGCCGGGGCCGCUACCAGCGCUACGCGUACGACUCCACCAAGGGCACGUGCGUACCGUUCUACUACGGUGGCUGUCGAGGCAAUCGGAACAACUUCCUUACGGCCGACGAUUGCAUGAACACGUGCACGCGAUCGCGCCUGGAGACAAGUACGGGGUUGCCGCCGGCAGCAGCCACACCGGACCCGUUCGAGGCCCUGCCCGUCGACUGUGUGCUGUCCGACUGGUCGGAAUGGACGCCAUGUUCCGUUACCUGCGGCACGGGCCGUUCCGAGCGUGUGCGGUCGAUCGUUACGCAUCCGCGCAACGGUGGGCAGCCCUGUCCGCCGCGCAUCGUCAAGCGCCGCAAGUGCACUGGGCCACCGUGCAAUUGAUGCGGGCUUUCUUCAUCCUGCAAUUAGUAAAGAAACGGGGGGUGAGAAGCACCAAAAGCACAUAAGAUGAGGGAGUGAAAGAAAAAUACACUUAUGCGCCAUCCAUGAAUGACGUAACGCUUGAAGGGUGGGGAGAGGGUGCCAUCACACGUUACGAUUUGUUACUUGAGGGAGAAGGGAAGUUUAACAAUUGUUACGUAACGAGAAAUAAAAUGUUAGAUUUUUGUUAAUUCGAAUAACAAA
Anopheles gambiae (African malaria mosquito) is the source of this 3819-nucleotide messenger RNA. It is a transcript of the gene fat-spondin, whose product is annotated as spondin-1. The coding region runs from base 1231 to 3576 and encodes 781 amino acids. The record is from RefSeq and is a predicted model, not a curated record. Gene Ontology annotation, cellular component: extracellular matrix. NCBI's taxonomy places the organism in Eukaryota, Metazoa, Arthropoda, Insecta, Diptera, Culicidae. Gene Ontology annotation, biological process: cell adhesion. Gene Ontology annotation, molecular function: serine-type endopeptidase inhibitor activity. The transcript is spliced from 4 exons.